CCCAGCCCCGCUCCACGCCUCACCGAAGCCGAAGGGAUGGCUCUGCCGGCUUCCCGAGAUGGGGCUCCUGCGGGCGAUCCCUGAUCUCGGCGCUGGAAGUGACGGGAGCGAGCUCCUGUCGGAAGUGCUGUUGGCCCUGCAAAGCCCCGAGCCAGCAAUGGGAAGAAGUUGGGCUGGGUGCUGGUGUUACUGGUCGUGUUACCCCAAGUAUCCAAGAACUCAGGAGUUUGAAGAAGAGAGCACAGGCCGUGCCCAUGAGCCUUCCCAGCACUCUCCUUUCCUCCCUUGGGCUCCUUUAGGAGCCAGAACUCCCCCCUCUCCGUGAAAGGCCCAAGCCUGCGCCCCAGUCUCUGGCCAACCUCUUCCAUGGCUGCAGUUGUGGAGCACCCCCGGGAGGCCGCGUAACUCACAAGGGGCUGAGCUGCUGCAGACCCUGCUUCCACUGCCUUGACUGAAGCAGGGCCCUGUUGGUGGUGGCCCCUGGAUUGUACUGUGGCUGAAAAGAGCACCCUGCACAAUCUUUGGGGAAAAGGCAAAACUGGACGUACAAGGAGAGCAGAGGGGAAGCUUGUGAUCCCAUCAACAUGACUGGGCAGCAAGGGAGGAAGCAGAGCAGGCAAAGGCACCCGCAGAACUCAGCCUAGUCCCUGCCUCUUUGCAGAAGACCCAAAAGUGGGGGGAAGAGAGAAAGAGUCUCCUGCCCACCCCCCAAGCUGGAACUGAAUAAACUCCUUGGCUUCAAAGCUCGUAGGGCGAAACCUCUGCCAGUCCUCCGGAGCGAAGAUGGUGAUGUCCCACGGCACCUACACCUUCCUCACCUGCUUUGCCGGCUUCUGGCUGAUCUGGGGGCUCAUUGUGUUGCUAUGUUGCUUCUGCAGCUACCUGCGGCGGCGCAUGAAGCGGCGGCAGGAGGAGCGGCUGCGAGAGCAGCACCUGCGCACCCUGGAGAUGGAGCCCCUCCAUUACGAGGGCUAUGGGGGCCCUGCCUAUGGGGGCUCCGGCUACGGGGGCGGGUACAUCAGGAACCCACCGGGCAUCGCGGUACCUCACCGACUCCGGAUCGAGCCCCAUCGCCCUCACCUCCCACCCCCGAGGCCGUGGAGCUGCAGGCAUGGUAAGGGCACCCGAAGGGGACUGAGCCCACUCCUGGUGCAGAAUACAGUCGCGUUUGGGAGGAGCGCUGCUUCUGCAGAACCAGAUCCAUCCAAGCCACCUUGCUACGAGGAAGCAGUGCUGAUGGCUGAGCCGCCGCCGCCUUACAGCGAAGUGCUGACGGACACGCGCGGCUUGUACCGCAAGAUCACCACCCCCUUCCUGAGCCACGAGCAGCCGGAGAAGCAGGAGCAGCCGCCCAGCUACAAGCCCCUCUUCCUGGACCGGGGCUACAGCUCAGCGCUCCACCUGCCCAGCACAGCCAGCCGGGGCCCCACCUGCACCAACCUCUACUUGGAGGCUGAGCACUCGCAGCGCAUCUUCCCCAGCUGGACAGACUCAGAAUUCAGCGCCAGAGACAGCUAUGAGCCGGGGCCCUGGCACCUGCCGGUCUCAAUGCCUUUGUUUGGCAGGACUACUGCAGUUUAGCACGCCAUGCCGCGCCCUGGGUGGGACUGUGGCUGCUGCUGCUGCUGCACACAAGCUGGAGGAUCCCGGCAGCCUGUUUGUUCCCUUGGUCUGCGGGAGCCACCCAGCCUCUCAGUCCGAGCCUUCCAGCCAUGUCUGGGCCAUGAGCCCUCGCAGUGCAAAUAUCUCUUCCCCCCCCCAGUUGCUCUUUGACCUCCUGGCCAGGGUGAGAUUGGGGCUGGUCUCCCCAUCUCGCCCACUUCCCUUUUUCUGGGCCCGCUACAGGCUCUGUUGGUGCUGACUGCAAGGGGGCCUUUGGGUUCGUUUCCUAUUUUUCGUUUGUUACAUUUUGAAAAUAAUAAAAGUUUGUGGAACCUGAUUUAUUACAAA
This is a messenger RNA of Podarcis muralis (Common wall lizard), 1950 nucleotides long. It is a transcript of the gene PRR7, whose product is annotated as proline rich 7, synaptic. The record is from RefSeq and is a predicted model, not a curated record. NCBI's taxonomy places the organism in Eukaryota, Metazoa, Chordata, Lepidosauria, Squamata, Lacertidae.